This is a messenger RNA of Leptosia nina, 279 nucleotides long. NCBI's taxonomy places the organism in Eukaryota, Metazoa, Arthropoda, Insecta, Lepidoptera, Pieridae. The record is from the annotation of a GenBank genome assembly.
AUGUGGGUGUCCCGUUUGAGUCGUUCGGGACCAAUUAGGGACGGUUUGAGACACGCCGACGGAUUAGCGCGUAGGCGCAAAUUUGUUGAAUACACUAUGAACCAGAAGCGCGGGAGACUGGGAACUCCCCUUUCUGGCUCAUCACAUUUAGAAGCUCUGCAUCCCCGUCGUUCGAAUACAAAUUGCGAAUCCGAUAAGCGUAUCCCACAGCCACGACAAUCCUACCGAUUGGACACGCCACUCCCGCCUGAUAGAGCCUUAAUUAUCUCGUCGCUGUAA